Messenger RNA from Mya arenaria, 4876 nucleotides. RefSeq names its product adhesion G protein-coupled receptor L3-like. Gene Ontology annotation, molecular function: G protein-coupled receptor activity. The transcript is spliced from 28 exons. Gene Ontology annotation, cellular component: membrane. NCBI's taxonomy places the organism in Eukaryota, Metazoa, Mollusca, Bivalvia, Myida, Myidae. The record is from RefSeq and is a predicted model, not a curated record. Gene Ontology annotation, biological process: cell surface receptor signaling pathway; negative regulation of angiogenesis; adenylate cyclase-activating G protein-coupled receptor signaling pathway. Bases 164 to 2995 code for a protein of 943 amino acids.
AGAGUGCCUGUUGUCUUUACAAGCUCUUACACUUAACAUAAAAUGCUAAAGUGUAGAUCAAAUGAAAUGAAAUUGAAGUGCUAAAAAAUAGCUUUUAAAAUUAUUUCCUUAUUGUUAGUCGCUUGACACUGCUAUGAAAUGAGUCACACGGAAAGUUGAUUCAAUGUCUGUCGCUGUUGUUUUCACGAAUAUGUUUUAUACGAGCACAAUUUUGGUAUUCGUUAUAACGGACUUUUUGAUUUCUUCUUCGAUUAUUGGGAUAUCAGUCGCAUUAGGGCAAGAUGGAAAUGACGAAGUUGAUCGUUCUGGAGAUUCUAUGUCAACUUUAGAGCCAAAAUUAUCAGAGGAUACGAAAGUGCGGCUUAUUGAUGGACGCACAACUGAUGAAGGUCGUGUCGAAGUGUACGUAAAUGGACGCUGGGGAACAAUAUGUGAUGACUCCUUCGACACAAAUGCCGCAUCGGUUGUGUGCAGAAUGCUGCACAUAAAUGUAACUGAUGCUAUUGUUAUAUCGGGAGGUUAUUACGGGGAAGGCAAUGGACCCAUCUGGUUAGACGAUGUUCGCUGCCUAGGACAUGAGUCAAACAUUGCUGAUUGUGCUCAUGAUAAAUUGGGGCGUACCAACUGUGAACACUAUGAGGAUGUAGGAGUUCUGUGUGCUACAGAUGCCAUCUGUCGUGAUGCUGAUUGGAGAGAUUAUGUUGGUGUGAAAGGAAAUAGAUCUCGGCGGCAGUACGCGUGUCUUUUAGGCCAUCCGGAAUGCAACGAAGACAAUUUGUUGGAUUUAGCGUGUGGUCCUGACAACUUCUUUAACAUAAUGAAUGGAAACUACUUAGGCUGUGGUGAAUAUGCAGUUGUUACUUGUGAAAACGGGUUUGUUGCUAGUUCUAUGGUAUUGGAUUGUCUUGAUGACGAUGCCUGGGAAAAUGUCACUUGCACUUAUGAAGGUAACGAAGAAGAAAACGGUUCAGUGAACGUUACAAAUGGUAAUGAAGAACUAACCACGGACACAACGCCACCUCAAACAGGUAACGAAGAAGACAGCGCUUCAGUAAAUGUUACAGUUGAUAAUGGAGAACAUACCACGGAUAAAGCGCCCCCUGAAGCAGGGCCAAUCACAUGCACUGCAGUCACAGAAAAUGGCGUGGUAUGGCCAGAAGCUCUUGAUGGGAAGAUAUCUCGACAUAGAUGCCCUGAAAAAUACCAAGGCGAUAUAUAUCGUCGUUGCCAAACAGGCAAAUAUCUUAACCCCGUUAACAAUUGCACAAGGAGGGCGAUACAGGAUUUACAUUCUCAGGUGUUUAAUGGCUCCCUCAAUUCUACAGAGGCAUUGUCGAAGUUAAAGCAGGAAACGAAUAGCUUGACAAUUGGUAGCGAGAAUUUACCAACAGCGGGCGAUCUACAGAAUGUUAACCAGAUCCUUGAUAAAGUCAUUGAAGACAUCGAAAUCAAUUCUGCUACAAUCGAAAACGACACUGACAGUUUCUUCGAAGUUGCGAAUAAUUUACUGAAUGGAAAUUCGACAUCAUCAUGGAAAAGUUUAAUUAAUGACAAAGGAGUUGGUGCCGACGCAGUAAUAAACACAAUCGACCGGUUUAUAACGAAAGUUGUGAACUCAAACUCUAGCGGAGAUCUGAACAAGACGUUCGACAAGCCGAACAUGUUUAUAGAAAUAGGGCAUGUUGACAAAUGUGUGAACAUAAGUUUUCCCUCUGCUGCCGGUACGACUGAUCAGAUCGUCGUCGGCUGUGGGCAAGAAAAAGGUAAAAAAGUAUUUAGCGGAGGCUUGUUUAAAAACAUGUCAGGAAUGUUGCCUACCACUUCAAAAAAUAUCGACUCGUUAGACAGUUCAAUCAACGGUCCAGUCUUGUCCUUUAGUUUUCACGGACAUCAAAACAAGAAUGAGAACGUCAGGAUAAUCUUCCAUGUAUUUGAUAGAAAUCUAACAGAUCCGUCAUGUUCCUUUUGGGAAACAAAAAGCGGGAAAGGCCUUUGGUCAACUGAUGGAUGCAGUUUGGAACAAUUUGACAGAGAAAAGGGAACCGUGUCCUGCCAGUGUGACCACCUGACAAAUUUUGCUGUUCUUAUGAGCCCCGCCAGUACCUCUGAAACGGAAACUGUUCACCAUCGCCGCCUUGGAGUUUUGUCAAUUGUGGGAUGCAGUAUAUCUAUAAUUGGCUUGUUUCUUACCAUCACGACCUAUGUGUACUUCUGGAGGGCUGUACGUUCGAAGAGAUCAGUUUUGCUUGUCAACCUGUGUACGGUUCUAGUUGUGGCUUACGUCAUGUUUCUGGCAGGGGUGAACAGCACUUCACAGCAUGCCGUGUGCACAUCCAUUGCUGUUCUGCUCCACUACAUAUUUUUGACUGCUUUUUUCUUGAUGCUAUCGGAAGGAUGUGUUAUUGCACAAAUGGUGCUCAGACCCCUUGACAAAAGGGACGGUUUACAUGCAUUGCUUGGAGUUUCUUACGGAAUUCCACUGAUCGUUGUCAUAAUUUCUGCUGCAACAUCUAAACUGAAAGGUUAUGGAAAUGACAAAUUUUGUUGGCUGAGUAUUGAUUCGGGACUUUUCUGGGCUUUUGCUGGACCGGCUUUGGCAAUCGUAUUUACGAACACAAUCAUCACAGUCGCUGUCAUCAAGAGGCUGUUUGGGACUUCUGCUAUGUCAAAACGAGGAGAUGCUGACAAGAUCAAGACCGGGAUACGUAGUGUGUGUGUCUUGUUGCCAGUGUUUGGAAUCACGUGGCUGUUCGGAGUGUUUGCCGUCAACAGGGAUACUGUCGUUUUCCAGUACCUCUUUGUCAUCUUCAACAGUCUACAGGGAGUCCUUAUUUUCGUAGUUCAGUGCGUUCUGGAUAGAAAAGUGCAGGAGGUGUUCAAAGCCAGGCGGGCCAGGUGGCUUGCACCAGAGGUUUCGAUCACUGCUACUGAAAUGAAAUCGAAAUCCUCGGCUUUAACAAAAUCAAGCGUGAUGCCAACCGAGUCACAUGCAUAACUGACGAAUGUACAAUCUUUAUGUACAUAUAUGUACAUACUAAUCGUCGAAUCUGAAGAGGCUAUAGUAGAUUAUAUUAGUUGAUCCGAAGUUUAUAUAUAUUGAGUCCCUCUGGAUUAAGAAUCUUCCCACUGCAUAAAAGACGGUUUUAUAGACUACAAGUACAUACUAACAGUCGAAUUUGUCAAUAAAUUGAUCGGAAGUAAAUAUACUCGGUCCUUCUCGGGAAGAAACCUCACAUAUGGAUGAGUUUCAUUAGAACUGCCUUUUAAUUGAAAACACAUCAAUAUCCUGUUAAAAUGAAGGUAAACACAAAUGCAGCCUAUUAAGGGAGAAAUAUCAAGGCAUGAAUGCAGCUGACUUUGUUAUCAUGUGCAUAUAAUUUUUUUAUAAACCCUUCAGAAUAAUUGUCGAUAAUAAUGGAACCUAAUGACGAGUCAUUAAUUUGAAUGAUCAAUUACUCUUGCUUAUAUGUUAGUAUUUAAUUUGAUGUAAUUACCUAUCGUAUAUGUCAUUUGGAUUAUUGUUCCUUGUUAGCCAAGUCAAUACUAAGUCAACUCCUAAAUAUUUUAUAUUUUUGUCAGGAUACAAAGGAAUUUGUUGAUUUUAAUGCAAUAUCGCAUUUCAUUUAACGAGUUUGUAUAGACAAAAUAGUUUCAUGACGUAUAUACCUUAUUAAUGCAGUCACGACCAGUGCAAAACAUCUAUAGAUUCAACACAUCUUUCUAGUCUGUUGAAGUUUAAGUUUGUUUAGUGGAAUUCUAUCACCGUCACUGUCUGAGCAUCAUUUGUAGUCUGAACGUUUGCAAACUAGGGUUUAAAAGGUCAAAGCAAUAAGGAAAACUUUUUCACCAGGCUACGUUGAUGACAAUAUGUAGAUUGUGUUAGUCAGCGUUUGUUAAUUGUUUGUUUGUUUGGUGACGACAGUCUGAAGAUUAAAAAGUUGAUACAAUUUUAAACCGAAAUGUAUGAAUACUUGUUUUUCGUUUGUACUUGGUAUAAACAAGAGAAUGUAAAAGAAAAUGUGCAACAAAUGUUAACUUCUGCAAUCAUUUUUAGUAAGCUUUGUUUAUUUACAGAAAAUAUCUGUUUUAAGUCAAAAAGUUUUCUUUAUGCAACGUCAAAUCAUUAUUUUCAUAUAUUUUGAUAUAAUUCUGUUGCUUCUGAAGUGAGGGCAUUCUUUUAAUCAAAGGGAUGUAAACGUCUUGUACAGUCCAUUGAUUAACAUAAUCAUUGCUAAAAUUGAAAGAAAGUGGUAAAAUAAAGCGACAAUAAUGAAACACGAAUUUUUAGAAUAUACAUAUUACAGUAAAAGUUUGCACUAGUUCCAAGUCCAUCUAAAAACGGAUAAUCUAGGUCAUUGUCAAAAAUUAAAAACACGACACGAUUUCUACCUUGUUGUAUGGUUGAAAUUGGGCUUGUUUCAAAUGUUACGUUUUGAUUGUUUUGUGAGAAUUCCUACAUUACCAUCACAAAUAUAUUUUAUAUGUAAUUUAAGAUAAAGUUAGCCCCUGUUUAAGUAGUAUUUCGUGUUGAAAUUGCACUGAUAAACACCAAUGCUUCACUAAAAUAGCUAAAUAGGAAUAUGUAUUAUCAAAUUGUUUCAUUGUAUUUAAUAUAGUGUGUAAUAUCUGUGUAUAAAUCUUUUUCCGUUUUUUUUCUUUUUACAGGCAAGUAUGAAAGGAUAAAUAUGAGAAUUUAAAUAUAUACGCUUCCUUUUUAUUAUUUUUAUCAUAUCGCCUACCCGUACAUGUCGUAAAACACAUCAAUAUUGUUCUCGUAUGAAAGUGAAUAAAUCUACCAUGUAAAAUCGCAUUUAUGUUUUAAAACUAUGUUAAAGUUGUUGCUUAUCUUAUGUCUGAAUUAUAUUUGGUAGUACUU